Messenger RNA from Triticum turgidum subsp. durum (durum wheat), 1161 nucleotides. The record is from the annotation of a GenBank genome assembly. Lineage: Eukaryota; Viridiplantae; Streptophyta; Magnoliopsida; Poales; Poaceae.
AUGGCGGCCAAGAUGAGGGCGGCCGGUGAUGUGUGGUCCAAGCUCCCAGACGAAAUUCUCGGCGAGGUCUACGGCCGGAUCGCUUCUCCGCUGCACCGCGUCCGCUUCGCCGCAGUCUGUCGCUCAUGGCGCGUCGUUAAAUCGUGGCAACAGCCGGCGCCGACCUUCCCGUGGCUGAUCCUCUCGUCACGGGACGACGACGACGACACGGCGAAGCGGGUGUUCUGCCCCGCGGAUGGCGAGCUCCUACGCGUCUCGCUCCCGCCCGAGGCGAUCGGCAAGCGGCUGGUCGGGUUUCAUGAUGGGGGCUGGAUCGCCGUCACGUCCGCCAUUGCCGGUGGUGAGUCACCACUGAUCGUCAAUAUCUUUUCUGGGGUCGAGGUGCCACUCUCCGCCAAGCAAAGCACCACGCCAUGGAUCAAGAAGCUAAUCUUUUCGGAGGCCCCCACAUCCAAUCACUGUGUCCUUGCCGCCAUCCUCGCGGACAGGCUCGCUGUGUGCAGAGUUGGAUCCCAAAGCCAUAAUAAUCAGUGGAUAUCACAAUGGUGUUACUCUUACGAUGACAUUGCUUUCGGCCAUGGGAAGCUCUAUGGCUUGCUUAGAAACUAUCUAUUCAUGCACGACAUUCACAUGACCAACGAAGGUAAUCCGGUGGUCAGCACGCCCCACAUACUGCGCACGAACCCACUACCCAAGUUUGAGGGAACUGGAUUCCACAUCAGCUACAUCCUUAAGCACGGCAACAAGUUGUUGAUGGCCAAAAGAGCAUGGUGGUCACAAGAGAACAAGGGCUUUUUCUUCAAAGUGUUUGAGCUCGCCAAGACUAGUAAUACACGUCCCGCCUAUGGAUGGACAGAAGUGACAACAUUAGAUGAUCAUGCCUUGUUCUUGAGUGCCAAUUGCUCCAGGAUGGUGUGCCUACCAGCAGACAGGCGUGACGGAGUAGAGAGUAACCACAUAUACUACAACAAUAUCAAAUUAAUAGGUGAUGAUAAGUCCAUAUAUAAUGAUGUAGAUUUGACAAAAUGUGACAAUGGCCAACAUUUGUACUGUGGGAAAGACCGCAAGUUCAAUGGUGUUGCUAUGAUUAUGUCUGUGAGAUACUACGUCACUAGUAGCGACCAUAACAAUCUCAUGUGGCUUCUUCCUCCAGAUCUCUAG